Messenger RNA from Hyalella azteca, 5470 nucleotides. RefSeq lists its product as uncharacterized. Bases 247 to 4203 code for a protein of 1318 amino acids. The transcript has 10 exons. Lineage: Eukaryota; Metazoa; Arthropoda; Malacostraca; Amphipoda; Hyalellidae. The record is from RefSeq and is a predicted model, not a curated record.
UGCCUCCAGUUGAGCGCCUGACAUCGUGCUGGGAAGAAGUGUGUGUCUUUGCCAAGCUUGCGCUGCUGUCUUGUCUCCUGCGGGCAGUGGUCAACCUGCAUUACAGGAAAUCAGAUUAUUUAUUUGCUUGCUGAAUCUUGCUGCUUUAGUUGAGCAUAACUACAAGAGGAAUCAGGACUCGUAAUAAUUACUGACGGCGCGCCGAUGUGCUGACUUUCAUCUCGACUGUCUCCUGUUCCCGCAAAGAUGCCAGUGACUGGGAGGGGGGCAGGAGGCCCCCUGGGCCCCGCACCGUCCGGCGUCAUCGCCACGCGAUACUACCAGUCGGGCCCUCCAGCCGCGCUGCUCACCGACGACGACGGGGAAGUGUUCGAAACUGUUAAAGAAGAGGAGGUGGUCCACAAGAGACGCAAGGCCACCACCACCACCAAGAACAUCGAGCGCAGGACGCAGCGCGACCUGCUGCUGGAGGACGGCCGAGUGGUGGGCGACUCUGGCCCGACCGUCACCGAGGACGUCACGGAGGACACGCAAGUCAAGGAGACCUUCGCUGACGAGAACCUGAAGCCUGAGGGUCAGACCGACGCUGUCGCGUUGCUGCCCCCCGGCGAGGGGUGGGUGGCGGUGCCAGGCAGUCUGGUCACCUCAGAGAAGGUGGAGCGCUACGUCAACAGCAGGCAGGAGCACCAGCACUCCAGGGAGACGGAGCAGCACGCCCACUACGGCGACGUCACCAACGACGAGGUUGAGCGCUACAAGGGCAACGUCGGCCGGCUGUCGCUAGCAGCGCGUGAACGGAAGGCGGCCGCGGGUAAGGAGGUCGCCCUGUCAGACCCUCGUCUGGUGAGCGAGACCAGCAGAAAGUGGGGGGUAGUCGACACCGAGGACGUCAGGGAGACCAGCAGGGUCAAGGACGGACACGUGAUCACGGAGACGCACCGCACGACACAGCAGGAGCAGUACGACCACGGCUCUGCCCCCGACAGUAGCUCCUCCAUCAGCGACGGCUCCGUGCACGAGGAAGGCCACAAGGCGCAGCACCACAUCGUCCACACCAAGGACGAGGACAUCCUCGAGUACUACGCCGUGCCCAAAGGCGGCACCCUCGCGCAGGGAGUCAAGUUAGGCGAGGGUAUGCACGUCGUGAGCGAAGACGUGCAAGAAGACCGUGAAGGUGACAAUCUCGAAACCCUCGGCGCAAGCCUCCUUCGUCACGGCCCGCCCCCUCGUGAGGACGCCCUCACUAAGAAACCCCUCGACUACGUCAAGGAGGAGAAGCAGCGUCAGGACGAGACGACACGUUGGUUAGAGCAUCACUUCGGCAGCGACUCCGGCAGAUCUCACGAAUCUGCAGAAGAAAUAGGAGGCAACCGCAUCCUGAUCACGAUGUCGCCACAUCCAGCGUCCCCCCCACCCACGCCUCCUCCAAGCCAGUUGCGGCGAUGGGGCCCAAUGGCUUCAACUCCGAACAAUGUUCGGAACGAUUCAACUCCAAAAGCUCCUUCGCCUCUGAAAACUAGCAACUUUUCUGUACCUCCUCCUCCGCCGAUGCCGCAUCAGAUCAGCGAGGCUCGUUCCCGACUCCGGUCCACUGGAAGGACCUUGGAUGAAAUUGACAGCAGCCGCGAUAUCAACGCAGGCCGAGUCAGGCAAGAGUCAUUUAACUUUUCACAAAAUUCUGGCUCUGCAGCUUUCACUCCUCCAGUGUCGCCCACUUCUCCAAAGUCCUACAAUACAACUUAUGCAAACGAUCGAUAUCAGUCCAUGGAGCCAAGCGGCCGUUAUCAACCAUCCACUGCGAAUGGUCGAUAUGAUUCGCCUCAGUCUAAUGGUGAGUAUGACCCAAGGGAGUCCAACAGCCGACACAAAUCCGCUGUGUCUAGCAGUCGUUUCCAAUCGUUUGAAUCUAAUGAUAGGUAUGAAGCACCGCCACCAAAGCCAGCAAGAAAACCAGAAGAGAGUAGAUGCAACAGAGACACAGAACGUGUUGGUAGAUCCCAGUCAUUUCACACCUCGGCUGUUGAGCGAGAUGCUCGAACCGACAACCAGGACCAAACGUGGAAAGCCAAUCGUUCCCGAUCGCCUGAACCAGCUGCUCCUCCGAGACAAACUAAAAACCGGCCGCUCGCUGGACUUUUCAGUACUUUGCAGAGCUCGUCUAAGAAGAAAGCUAAUCGAGCCGCUAAAAUUUUCGAUAGCAGUUGGAUGCACAAAAACGACAACGACAAGGAAGAAAAGUCAAAGAGUCGCAAGAGCAAGAAGUCGUUGGAUAACACUGAUGACCAACUGAAAACGACCCGACAGUAUAGGGAAAAGGAAAAUGACCGUCCCUUCAGUGCUAUGGAAACGAGCUAUCGUGAUAACGGUAAAAAUGGCUCAACCUAUUUCUCGGCAAAGAUGGCGAGUAAACUUUUGCACCCAGUUACGACCAAUGGCUUCUCUGACUCGCUUAGCACUGAAACCCCCGUGCCGCCACCCCGUACAAAGCGUCGGCCGCGUCCGCAAACUUCCUACUACUUCGGUCAGCAGCCCGAGAUUAGGGUAACCUCAAAUAAACCGAGACCCAACUCGAUUUAUGCAAAUGUCAACUACAGCCGAGAUAGUUCAAACAAACUUGAUGACGGUCACAGGGAAUCGAACAAAUUUUCUACGUACCAGAAUAGAUCAUCAUCAAACGGCAGGGUGUUUGAGAACGAUUAUAAAUAUAAUGAUUACAACAAGAGUAAUCAAUCCAGGAGUCGCAGUGAGUCCCAUCCAAAAAACAAGUACUCUGACUUUGAGAUGAACCGCAAGAAUGAGAGCUUUAAUCAUCGUAGUGAUUCUAGACUUUCCAAUGUGCGCGAUCAUUCCAAUGAUCGAUACGAUUCUGGCUAUGGUGAGCGUCAAGACAAUUAUGGUACCCAACAGUAUGAAUUUGACCGCUACGAAUACGAUACGAAUGGUCGCAAGUCAAGUGAAAGUCGCCGUCAUCCCGAGAAGUACACUCGUCGUCUGAAUGAGGAGAAGAAGUAUGCUUCUCGGAAGUCGAGUAAAGAAGAAAAAAGGGGAUCGCCCGUUCUGGAACGUCGCUACAAAACAACGAAAACCAUCACUCCUGUCUUCGUGAUGGAAAGCAAGCAGCCAAAACAAUACCGCAGCAUGGACCUUCUGAAUGACUCGGAACGAAACACAUCGCCAGACAGAAACUCUUCUUGGACACAAACCCUAGAGCCCCGAAGAAGGCCAGCAGAUGAGAGCAGAAUGAGCUCGACUUUGCCGAGAAAAGUUCAUCAAAGCACAUAUACUCUACCAUCAAAGACUUAUGUCUAUGGUCAUGGCGACGGGCACAAUGUGAAUCGAAACUUCAACGGAGGCAGCUUGCUUAACGUGACUUCGGCAGAUUAUCAACACCAACCAUCUCGGGAACUAUACAAUGGAUCUGUGAACAAAAAUGUCCUCAGAAGUCAGAGUUUGAACGUACGGCCUGUUACUAACCUUUCGAAUCUUCGCUCCCCCAACUUAAUUGCUUCUAUCGCUCGUUCGAAUUCAACUCGUCGACCUGAAACUAUGAGUACUGAAAACCUCUUGUCGCGCGAGGCUUACGAGCGGGAAGAGGCCGAACCUCCUUUCGCCCCUCGGUCUCAAGUAAACACUCAAACCGAUGAAAGAAAAUCUCGUUUUAUGGAGGGCCUUUUGAACACGGCUCCUGAAUUAUUCCAUUUCAUGCAUGGAGACGGUGAGGAUGUCGUAGACAACAAAAAGCGAACAACGUCUCCACCUCGUCUGAUGCGACCAGAUCCUUCCUCGCCUUCACCUUUGUCUCCAAAUCCUCCUAAAGUAUUUACUUUCGGCCGAGAAGGAGGGAACACGCUCAGGAGAGGCUCAUCUGGAUCUGGAAACGAUUUAAACUCAAGUACUUCAAACUUAAAUAAAACUACGUUUGGAAACAGCAGACACAGCAGUGGAUAUGACUCGGGAACUUAUUCCACUAACGGUAUCAAAGCAAGGAACAACCUCGACGGCUCGAGGCGUCAGUCUACCUUCAACAUGAAGACUGAAGGAGGUUCUUUGUUGUAUUCACCUUCGUUCCGUGAGAGGUCCCAGCAAAUGAUGCAGAAAAAGCUGCAAAUGCAAGAAGACGCCAAGAUGGCGGGUAAAAGAGCAGGUUUGUCAACUGAUCACUCGCCUAUACUCAUAAAUGUGCGGGACUGGAGCUCCCGGUAAGUUUUCGCUACCUAAAAAUUAUGGCAGUUGCUGAUUUCCAUGUAUCUGAUACAGAAAACCGGAUUUUCUUUGAAUAAAUAACCAUAAAGGCCCGAUGAAGAUGCUGCUGAUAUUGAAGCUAGUGGCAGGUGGCUGUAAAUAAGUGAUACCAGCUUCGGCUUCUCAAAUGUUCCCAACUGAGAAUUUGCCGGUUCCCCGAGAACUUGCUCGAUUAGGGUCUCCUGUGACGAUAAUUUUAUUAAAUAUUUUUUAGGAAAGAAAAGAAAGCAGAAAAUUGAAAUUUUCAAGCCAUACAGACUUUUGAUGUCAUUAUGUUUAGUUUCAAAUUAAUUCAUCUUCUGCGAUGGCGUUCAUAAUUAAAUUAAGCUUUCAUUAGCUUCACCAUACAAGUAAGGGUCACAGCCAGCAUUACAGAGGGUUCAUGCACAUAUAAAUUUCGUUCCAUGUUGUAAAAUAGCCUUACUUAAUAAUAUUAGAAAUAAACUUGUGCUGCCAUAUGCGUGAUCUUGACUCAUAAUCACCAGAAUAUUAUUGCUUCGUGCAUGUGCUUCAUUGCGAAGUCUCUCUCGAUGAAAUGAUGUACUUCAUGAAUGAAUUAUGAUGUCAUGUAUGUAAUAAAUGAUGUAUAAAUUCAGAGUUUUAUGAUGUAUUAACUAGAAAUUAUGAGGUAGCUGAUAAGUUUUCAAGAUUUGACCGAUAUUACUAAAAUUAUGUAAGAUUUCAAACUGAACAUAAUGUCAAUGCUCCUGAAAUUCAAGGACAGGAUGUCAUUUCUCGAACCCAGCGUUGCUGCACUCAACGAUAGUUUCACUAAUUCUCCCCCGUUUAGGACUGGGCAAUAUGAAUUCUCGAGGUUUCAGCAGGCAUUGAAACUUGCAUCGAUACCUUCAGUUAUUAAUGUUUCGUCCCUACAAAUUAAGUUACUCCCCUCAAUUUCAUGCUUAUCUCCCGUCAAUAACUUGUACGUGAUAUCUUCCUUGGGAAUCGAACCCCGGGCAAUAAAUUUUGCUCUUCAUCGCUCUCAGCAUUCGAAUAAAAGAUCAAUAUUAAAUCACCUAAGGUUGUGCUGAGUUAUACGUCUUCUGUUCCACGUUUUUACCAAUGUUAACCUUUACUAACCUAGAAUCUACUUGCAUCUACCAUAUAAACUCGAGCAUUUUUCUAAUAAUAACAUAAUUAAUGGUACACAAUCAAAUUCAUAAUGUGCUGCACUUUCCUCCAACAUCUUUAUGCUUUAAUAUCUUGGAGUAAACUCCUUAACUAUGAA